Aquila chrysaetos chrysaetos is the source of this 3381-nucleotide messenger RNA. It is a transcript of the gene TNFRSF21, whose product is annotated as TNF receptor superfamily member 21. The record is from RefSeq and is a predicted model, not a curated record. Bases 215 to 2182 code for a protein of 655 amino acids. Gene Ontology annotation, molecular function: protein binding. NCBI's taxonomy places the organism in Eukaryota, Metazoa, Chordata, Aves, Accipitriformes, Accipitridae. Gene Ontology annotation, biological process: oligodendrocyte apoptotic process; negative regulation of B cell proliferation; negative regulation of T cell proliferation. The transcript has 7 exons.
GCCCGGCCCCGGCCCCGGCCCCGGCCCCGGCCCGCCGCCAUGGGCGCCUGCCCCCACACCGCUCCCCGCCGCCGCCGCCGCCGGCCGCCGCCGCUCCCCCGCUCCGCCGCCGCGUAAAGGGCAGCGCGGCUGGACGCGGGCAGCGCCUCGCUGCGCGGGGUGGGGUGUGGGGGGGGGUGUGGGAGCCCCCCGGCUUCGGCCCCCGGCCGCCAGCAUGGGGGCCGCAGCGGCGUGCCGGAGCUCCGCCGCUUUCCUCACGCUGCUCGUGCUCCUUGGCACCGCCGACGGUCAGUCGAAGCUGACCUCCGAGCAGAAUGCCAUCAGCCUCUCCCCUGGCAAGUACCGCCACUUCGACCGUGCCACCAACAAAGAGCUGAUCUGCGACAAAUGUCCCGCAGGAACCUACGUGUCUAAACACUGUACGAAGAGUACCUUAAGAGAGUGCAGCCCUUGUCCGGAUGGGACCUUUACUAAGCAUGAGAACGGCAUAGAGCGGUGCCACCCUUGUAGAAAACCCUGUGAACUGCCAAUGAUUGAGAAAACUCAUUGUACUGCCUUGACUGACCGCGAGUGCACUUGCCUGUCUGGUACGUUUCAGACGAACGAUACCUGCGUCCCUUACACGGUGUGCCCGGUCGGCUGGGGCGUCCGCAAGAAAGGAACGGAGACGGAAGACGUUAGGUGCAAGCCGUGCCCUCGUGGUACCUUUUCUGAUGUGCCUUCUAGUGUGAUGAAGUGCAAAACAUACACUGACUGCUUUGCAAAAAACAUGGUGGUCAUCAAGCCAGGGACGAAGGAGAGUGACAACAUCUGUGGUUCUCCAGCGUCUCUUCCGAACACGUCUUUGACUUCGUCAAGCGCCGAAACGGGUGAAGAGCCCUACGAAGUUCCACCGACCGCUCAUCUUCCCAAAGGUCUGAACUCUUCAGUUCCCGAUUUUGUCCCCUCUCCAGCGCCACGCGCAUCCAGUGGCAUGGCGGAGCCGGCAGGCUACUACAACGAAACCUCAGCCAACGAGACGGACGGUGCCGCUGGGACCCUCGCGGGCUCCGGUGCCACCGGCCAGGCACAGAGCUACCGGCACAAGCAGACCAGCCAAGCGCUGGAGAAGCAGCCGUCGCUGGAGAUUGUGGGGGGUGAGAAGUCCAGCGUCCCAUACAGGCCCCCCCGGCGAGGUCCGCAGAACGUCCACCAGCACUUCGACAUCAACGAACACUUGCCGUGGAUGAUCGUCCUCUUCCUGCUGCUGGUCCUGGUGGUUAUCGUCGUCUGCAGCGUCAGAAAGAGCUCACGGACUCUGAAGAAGGGACCCAGGCAAGACCCCAGUGCCAUUGUGGAAAAAGCUAUUAUGAAAAAGUCCACCACCCCCACGCAGAACAGGGAGAAGUGGAUCUAUUACUGCAACGGGCAUGGCAUCGACAUCCUGAAGCUGGUGGCGGCCCAGGUGGGGAGCCAGUGGAAGGACAUCUACCAGUUCCUGUGCAACGCCAGCGAGCGCGAGGUGGCGGCUUUCUCCAACGGCUACGCCGCCGACCACGAGCGCGCCUACGCCGCCUUGCAGCACUGGACCAUCCGCGGGCCCGAGGCCAGCCUGGCCCAGCUCAUCAGCGCCCUGCGCCAGCACCGCCGCAACGACGUGGUGGAGAAGAUCCGAGGCCUGAUGGAGGACACCACGCCGGUGCAAAUGCAGCCUCAGUGGCAAGCGCAGGACCCCUGCAACGAUGACGGAAAGCUGGAAGCUGACAGACUGGCGCUGCCGGUGAGCCCCAGCCCGCUCAGCCCCACGCCCAGCCCCAGCCCCAAGCCCCCCGAGGCGGCCGUCCUCACCGUGGAGCCCUCGCCUUCGGAGAAGAAAUGCUUCUUCGUUGACGAAGCAGAGCCCCUCCUGCGGUGCGACUCGACCUCCAGCGGCUCCUCCGCGCUCAGCCGGACAGGCUCUUUUAUUACCAAAGAAAAGAAGGACACUGUCCUGCGCCAGGUGCGUUUGGACCCUUGCGACCUGCAGCCCAUCUUCGACGACAUGCUGCACAUCCUCAACCCCGAGGAGCUCCACGUGAUAGAGGAGAUCCCGCAGGCAGAAGACAAGCUGGACAGGCUAUUUGAGAUCGCUGGAGUCAAGAGCCAGGAAGCCAGCCAGACCCUCCUGGACUCUGUCUAUAGCCACCUUCCCGACUUACUGUAGGCACUGGGUCACCACGCACUCUCCGAAUAUCUGCUAGAGCUAGCUUGGCACUCGUUAAGAUGACCGACAAUAUGCAGGCAGGUUUUGUUGUAGAAUAUAUGGCCAGUAUUUUCGUUGAGGUGUCCUUGGUUUCUGGAGGGGGGGCAGUUUGCCAGUGUUGCACCCCUCCACCUUAACUCUAUUGCUCAGUCCAAGUCUUUGCACCCUCUGCCCCUUUCCCGAGCAUCUCUUCUCCUUGUUCUCAUUCCAAUCAGAUCAGUCGAUGCACUUUAAAAAAAAAAAAAAAAAAAAUGCAGUUAACGAACUAAAAGACCACAAAUCUGGUGUAAUUUAACACAUCAAAUCGGGGAUUGCUCUGUAACCCACAUCUUCUGUCAAAGCUGUUGCUCGGAGUGACCGUCUCCCACCACUUCCCUUUGCCUCGGAGCGGUGAAUGGCAAAAACACGCAAAAAAACCCCAAUCGUUGCUGGUUACCGUCUCUUAAAGCAGCUAAGCUUCCCACUCGAGCUGACUUUUUUUUUUUAAUGUACUAUUGUAUAGCUCAUAUCCAUUGCUGAGAUUUUACUAGCACGGUUAUUUAUUGUAUGGUUUUCACCCGGACAAUGCAUCGCGCUCCUAUAAGCUAAAGCAGAAGCGCUUGAAACGCAAAGAAAAGGGUCAGUCCCACCAGCCUUCGAGGUGAUGAAAAGGUCCUUUGCCUUCAGUCGAAUGUAAGGAGUUAUGUUGCCUUGCCGCUUGUGGGAACGGCGGGGGCCCCGAAGGGAGCCGGUGCUGGACGUGGGGAGGCGAAGGCGGCCGCCGGUGGUCCUGCUCUCCUCGUGGUGUAAGACUUAAACCAAGCUACGCUUUUACACUCGUGUCUCUUGUUUUUUAUACAGACGUGGCCGAUAGGUUCUCCAAAGACCUUACCCGGUCUUAAUAGUCUCUUCAAAUCACACUUCACUUUUUAUUAAAAGAAAAGAGGUUGGGGGGUGGGGGAAAAAAGCUGCAUCGUAAGAAGUCUGUCUGAUUAUAUUUGCAACUAUUAUGCUCCCGUAAUGAACAGUCUGUACUACGCUCAAUUUGAAGAAAUCAUGAUACGAGGGUGGCGUGUGCCGGCCCGUGGGAAGGGGUGGGAGUUGGGGAAGAGGGGAAUGAAUUGAAAAAUUGCCUUCCAGUGUACUAAUUUAUUAAUAAAUACUAGGUGUUUGUUACUUGA